This is a messenger RNA of Micromonas commoda, 417 nucleotides long. RefSeq lists its product with no specific name. Bases 1 to 417 code for a protein of 138 amino acids. The transcript has 2 exons. Gene Ontology annotation, biological process: DNA-templated transcription. The record is from RefSeq and is a predicted model, not a curated record. NCBI's taxonomy places the organism in Eukaryota, Viridiplantae, Chlorophyta, Mamiellophyceae, Mamiellales, Mamiellaceae. Gene Ontology annotation, cellular component: RNA polymerase II, core complex; RNA polymerase I complex; RNA polymerase III complex. Gene Ontology annotation, molecular function: DNA binding; DNA-directed RNA polymerase activity.
AUGGACGGCGACGGCGACUACGACGGCGGCGAUGGCGCCUACGACUACGACGAGCCCGCGGGCGGCGACGACGAACCGGAGGCUGAGGAUGCGGAGAUGCCCGAGGGGGGCGUCGAGGUGCUCGAGCACGCCCCUCAGCAGGGCGGCGGCGCCGUCACCGAGCGCACCACCACGCCGUACAUGACCAAGUACGAGCGCGCGCGCAUCCUCGGAACCCGCGCGCUGCAGAUCUCGAUGAACGCGCCGGUGCUGGUGCAGCUGGACGGUGAGACGGAUCCGCUGGAGAUUGCCGGGAAGGAGCUUCGAGAGAAGCGGAUCCCGUUCACGGUGAGACGGUACCUACCCGACGGGUCGUGGGAGGACUGGGGCGUGGACGAGCUCAUCGUGGAGGACCCGGACAGGCGCAGGGGGCUCUGA